Molecule: messenger RNA, 231 nt
Organism: Rotaria sordida
Lineage: Eukaryota; Metazoa; Rotifera; Eurotatoria; Philodinida; Philodinidae
Source: the annotation of a GenBank genome assembly
AUGGCUGAUACAGAUGUAAUUAUUCGUCGUGGUCAUCUUUUAUCAAGUUUAAUUGAUAAAGUACAUUGUGGUUCAAUACUUGCAUCUAUUGUUCAUUGUUAUUAUGAAUUAUAUGGAAAAGAUUAUGCUGCUGAUCUGGUUACUAAAUUUUCCAAAUUAUUUACACUUUUUUUUUACAAUAUUAUUGAGAAAAUUUAUUUAGAUGUUCUUUUGCUUCCACCUGGUGUAUAA